GCCUUUUCCGCCCCCACCUCGCCCUCUCUCUCUCUGUCUCUCUCUCUCUCUCGCCCUCUCUCUCUCUCCGUAUUAUAUAAAACAAGAAGUUGGAGAAGGAUUUUGUCAAGAUGAUGAUAUGAUCUUCCUGGAUCAUUGAGGUGCCAAUCUUCCCAUCUUUAGUUACCCAUGAAAAGCGCCAGCCUGCCUUUUCGAAGCUUCAGAUUUUCUGAAUAUGGCUGAAUGUUUCGUCUGUUCCUUCUCUCCAUCCUCCAGCUGCAGGACUAGAUUUGCAUGAAAACUAAAGACAAGAUGCUUACUGUGGGAGAUUUAAACUUGAAUACGAUGCAAGGAUAUGCAAUUACAAAUUCUCUCAAAGAGGUUUUAAAGCAGAAAAUGCUCAGCCAAGAAGUUAUAUUCAGAAACCAGGUCCAUGAACUUCACCGCCUGUACAGGAUUCAGAAAAGCUUGAUGGAUGAUGCUGAAUGUAAAGAGCUUGAUGGAUGGACUUUGUCUAGUGGAAGCAAAUAUUCAACUUUGGGUCCAUUCACAAACCCAAUACGGUUCUCACUUAUUCCAAAGGGGAAAAUAUUUCCCAGUAUUCCAAUGUUAACAUGCCAUUCAGGUGGGCUCUACAGUGUGUGUAAACAAGGAUUUUCAACGAGAGGACAAUGACUACUUUCCACUUCAACGGAUGUCUUUUGAUCUUCAGCUGCCUGCUGCUCGGCUUGUUGAUCAUGUUGAUAAUGACCAUUUGGAGAAAAGUAAUGGUUGGAAUUUAAAAGAAUCCAUACAAUUGAAGGAUUGUUUUCAUGAUGGUAAUGUUUAUUCUCCAGAGGAGGUGAAGCUUACACUGGGCAUUGUAGACAACCCUAGGAUGGGUAGUGGCAAGAGAACUUGGUAUGACAAAGCUGCUUAUUCUUCCUCCCAUCAUGUUAUUGACUUGGAGGAACCAACUGAUAUAGCAACAAAUGAGGAUGCCAAAUCUGUAUCUACUCUUAGCUCUUCUACUGUGAUCAUGGGAGACAAGCAUGAUGCACGAGAACCUUUCCAGUCUAUUCACGUGUCUAAAAGUAAUGUUGAGAAAGAGUUAUCUCAUGGGCCAACAGUGAGAGACUCUCUUAUGGUUGGAAGUUACAGUUGUGAGGAGCAGAACUCCAAGAAACAAGGAAUUAAAGAACGGUAUAAUGAUAUUGAAUCAAACUUCUUUUUCACUGAAGGGAAACCAUUUACUUCUUGUGAAGCAAUUGGAUUGGAUCUUAACAGCGUUCCGCUUGAUGACUCAUUUUACCUCAGUGAUCCAGUAGUUGCCUCUCUUUCAAAGGCUUCCUCGUCGGGUCCUUCUAAUGAACUAAUGGGCAAGAUUUAUGAGGGAACUUGUCCUAGUGCAGCUAGUUGGAAAAAACCAAAUGGUGAUUGCUUCAAAGAGGUUUCCACUUUAAUGGAUCCCCUUAGUGACAGCAACAGUUCAAAAACAUGGGCUAGUUGUACGACAUUUAAAGGACAAAGUCAAAAUCAAGCUUCACCAACUGAUCUUGAGACAGAGUCGGUGCACCUGUCAUGCAUUUCUGAAGAUCUUAACAGUGACCAUAGGGAACCUGGCAAUAGAAAUGUAGACUUCCCAACAGAAUCUCUCAAGGGAAAUUAUGCAGAUGUUGAUAUAAUAGAAGUAAGUGCAUGUAGAGAUGGAAAUAUAGUAGAAGGUGAAAAUAGUAACAAAUCUACUAUCUCAUGCAAGUUUGAUUGCAAUGAUGAUGAUAGUUCAAGUGGCACAAAAACCAUGCAAUCUGGAACAGACUUGGGAGGAUCAACUAUUUCUCCUUGUACUCAGCUCCAAAAAUCUGACUUGUACAAAGUUGCUGAAAAUGAAUCAAGUCAGCACGAGUCCAGAUCUUUUGACAGCAGUGCACUGAAACAUCAAUGCUACAACAAGAAGGAAGAGCAAUCAUCAGGAGGGGAUGCUCUGAUCCAAAGAGCAGCUGAAUUGCUUAUUCAUUUUUCCUUGGGAAGUUCAACUAAUGAUCAAGAUUGUUGCACCAAGGCAGCAUCAAAUGGGAUAAAAAAAGAGGGGAGGGAUCAGCCUCAAUAUUCUCUAGAUUCUUAUGAAUCAAUAGUGCUGAAGCUAAAAGAGAGUGUCGUGGAUGAUGAUUGUGUGUCAUCAAAACCAGUAGAAGUAAAUGAACCGGAUAAAAAGGGAAUUGGAGUUCAGAUGAGAAGGGGAAGGAGACUUAAAGAUUUUCAGAGAGAUAUACUACCAGGUCUUGCUUCUCUUUCUGCGCAAGAGAUUCAGGAAGAUGUGAACAUUAUGGUAGCAGUGAUCAGGUCAAGAGAAUACAAAAGAAUGAGAUCCAAGACAGCAGAGAACUGUUUUGCACCUGUCAAAAGCAGGAGGUCAAGGCUCAAUUAUGUAGGACGACGAUAUUGUUCAUGACAAUUUUUUGCAAGUUAGCAGAGCCAUAAUAGUUGAAAGCAAAAUCAUUCUAGAGCACACACCACAAUAUGGGAAAUGAAUUCCAACUUACUGCAUUUCCUGUAAUUUCUGAAUCAGAGUUUAUCCAAUUAUUUUACAGCAUCAAAUUAUUCACCUUCCAGAGAAGAAAUUUUGACUUCUUAGGAAGCCUUGGUCCAUUGCUGAACAUUGAAUGCAUUGAAGAUGGGUACGGCAUAGUGGAAAAUAUGAAUGGUUCAUAGCCUGCUUUCUAUCAGAGAGCCUAAAGUAGGAGAAGUGCAUUUACCCUCUCCUUCUCUUUGUCUCCAGGCACCUGAAUUUGCAGAAUUUGUUACAUUGUUGUCAUUCCCCAUUAGGUAAAGUGGCUACUGCUCUAAUUACCCUUCUUUUUCUUCUUCAUUUAGAAAUGAAGACUGCAAUUGACAUGAAAAUUUUUAUCUGCCUGACCUUCUUAUCAAACUCGUUGCUUGGGAAUACUUUUUGUUAUGUUUCUAGUUUAAUUGAUUCUUGUAGGGUUCUAUUUUUGAAUAUAUUUUAGACCUUUUGGGGACGUGGCUUGUUGGAAGAGCGUGUAUAUAUAUUAUAUAUACAUAAAUGUGAUUACACCUUAACCUACUUGGAGUUUGCCUGCGUACCCCCAUUCCAUGGA
Molecule: messenger RNA, 3077 nt
Organism: Diospyros lotus (date-plum)
Lineage: Eukaryota; Viridiplantae; Streptophyta; Magnoliopsida; Ericales; Ebenaceae
Exons: 5
Coding region: 674-2410 (578 amino acids)
Source: RefSeq, a predicted model, not a curated record